Molecule: messenger RNA, 3694 nt
Organism: Lates calcarifer (barramundi perch)
Lineage: Eukaryota; Metazoa; Chordata; Actinopteri; Centropomidae
Gene: scarf1
Product: scavenger receptor class F, member 1
Exons: 11
Coding region: 185-2917 (910 amino acids)
Molecular function (GO): scavenger receptor activity
Source: RefSeq, a predicted model, not a curated record
CCCACUGGAGCGAGAGAGAGAGAAAGGGAGAGAGGGAAGGGGAAGGAGGGAAGGGUGGAGGGUAGACAGAGAGAUACCGCCUCUUAUUGUGUUCCCCUCAGACUGGAAGGAGAGAACAAGUUGAGAGGAAAGAAAAGAAAUCGGGAACAGACUGGACAGCUUUUGGUUUUGGACCGGUGUGGAGAUGAAGUUUCUCCUCAGAGCUCUGAGCGCUCUGCUCUGCUGCUCGCUGUCCUCCUCGAACACCCUGGAUCCUGCCGGGAAGAACGUCUGCCACUAUAUCAGAGAUCCCUCCACCCCUGUCUGCUGCACUGGAUGGCGUCAAGAUGGAAGAGAGUGUACUAUACCUGUGUGUGAGGGUGAGCAGGCCUGCCAAAAGGAUGAGAUCUGUGUGUAUCCUGGAGUGUGUCGCUGCCCACCUGGUUACUACGGAGCUCACUGCAAAACACGCUGUCCUCCCGAGUUCUGGGCAUCAGACUGUCGUCAGGUGUGUCGGUGCCACCCACACGGCCGGUGUGACCCUGUCACCGGUGAAUGCACCUGCAACCCCAACCGCUGGGGUCCGCUGUGCCAGUACCCCUGCAAGUGCACCCGCCACGGCCGCUGCCACCCCAUCCACGGAAACUGUACCUGUGACGAAGGCUGGUGGACGCACACCUGCUCCAAACCUUGCCAGUGCAGCAGCAGCGGGGGCUCCGUGAGCCUCGGCUGUAACCAGCUAAACGGCCGGUGCCAGUGCCAAAGAGGGUACUGGGGGCAGAAAUGUUCCCUCACUUGCAGCUGCUACCUGUCACCUUGUAAUCAACGGACCGGUGUGUGUGAGUGCGAGGCUGGGUGGUGGGGAGGCAGCUGUGACUGGCGCUGCAACUGUGACCUCAGGCACAGCAGCUGUGACCCAGCUACCGGGCAGUGCCUGUGCCAUCCGGGGUACCAGGGUGAGUUCUGUAACCAGCCCUGUGAAUCUGGGAAGUAUGGCAACGGGUGUAAAGUGAGUUGUGGUUUCUGUAAAGACGACCAGCGUUGCUCUGCCACUGAUGGCACCUGUGCGGCCUGUGCACCCGGCUGGAAUGGCACACAAUGCGACCGCCCGUGCCCGUCUGGUUAUUACGGUGACGGCUGCCUGGAGAAGUGUCCACGGUGCAGGGACGGUGAACCCUGUGACCCGAAAACUGGGGAAUGUUGGAGGUGUGACUCUGGAUGGACGGGACCCAGGUGUGAACAGACCUGCUCUAACAGGACAUUUGGAGACGCCUGCAGCUUCCUGUGUAGCCCCUGUUUCCAUGGUUACUGCCAUCAUGUGACAGGAAGAUGUGUCUGUCAGCCAGGCUUUCAGGGAGAGAGCUGUAACAGCAGCUGCCCUGCCCUGCAGUACGGCCUCAACUGCUCCACUGUCUGUGACUGUGGUGAGGGGGUCAGCUGCCACCCAGUCACUGGAGUCUGCCCCAACAGUGGCAGAAGUGCCGUAAUAGCAGGUGUGCUGGUCCCUUUGCUCCUGUUGCUGUUAGCUGUGCUCUGCUGCUGCUUGUGUUGUGGAGGAGGUCCUGUUGAUGGUAAAGACAGGGAGACUGUGGCUGAUGGAGGCUUGUCUGUUCGGAUGAAAUAUCACGUCUACAGCGUCCUGGCAAACAUCAGUGCUGCCCUGCCCUGUAUCUCUAACUGGUCCUCUGGUCUGCCUCGUGUCACCGUAUCUCACCACGACCCAGAGCUGACCUUCAACCACAGCUUCAUCGAGCCUCCGUCCUCUGGCUGGGUGAUUGAGGGGUCGUCCUUUGACAGUGACGAGGAGGAGGGAGAGGCUCUGUACUGUGUUCCUCCAAGAGAAGACAUCCCAGCAGUGGCAGGCGGCGAGUUCCAGGAGAUGAGCUCAAAGUGCAACAUGUUCCUGGAUCCAUCAGGCUUCAGCAGCGAGGACAUCACCUCACCCUUCAACAUACCUCGCACUUCCAGCAUUGCCAAGUCCAAGCGGCCGUCCGUCUCCUUUGCGGAGGGCACCCGCUUCAGCCCCAAGGAGAGGCGCGGCUCGGCUCAGGACCCCAGCAUUCUUCGCAACAAAUCCAAAUCCGGCUGGGGUGUUUUGAUGCUUUCUGCCCUCCAGAGUCAGGGAAGAGGGGACGAGGAUGCAGCUAAGGGUGAGGAGAGGGAAGAUGAGGUGGAUGUGCAGGCGACAGACAACCAGGAGUCAGGCUGUGAGGUAGGGGACCAGGAAGUAGAGAGAGCCCCAUCCCGUGCCACCUUGCAGGUCCCUGGGGCAUCAGGAAGAAGACGGACCAUGUCCAACACAGCUACUCAUAAAGGGAACCAGCUGCCAACAUCUGGCUCUGAUGCUCAGGCAGGGGCCUCAAAUAAGGUCACCACAGUGUACAUGACAGUGGGUAAGGCAGGUAGACCCGUGUCUGAGACCGAGGGCCCCGUUCAGGCCAUGCUGCGGAGACUUGGCAGCCUCCAGAGACAAAGGGAGCAGGAGUCUGGCAAGUCCAAAAACAAGGGAGGCGAAGGGAUUACCAAACCACCCAGGAGGAAGCUCGGAGCUCGGGCGACUGUGUGGGAGCAGGGUGGGCCGCCAGCAGGGGAGACUGGUGUUUGUAAGCCCGUGAGGAGGAAACAUGCCUCCCACAACUCCUCUGACACAGCAGGAGCUAAUGAUGCUCCACCCUCGGAGGGCGGCACUCCGAAACGGCCGCUGUCGUUCAUUUUGAAGAGCGUGCCCGAGGUGGCUUCAGCUGAGUCAGGGUCAGAUAUGAGGGCUGAGGGAAGCACGAGGCAGGACUCCGGUACAGGACAAACUGAGAGUGGCUACCUGACCGUGGGACCAGCAGGAGACGCUGCCAGUCUCACUGAGGUCAUCGCCAACGAAGGAGCGGUGGUCAGUGCGAAUGAUGAACCCUGCUAUGAAAAUGUCAUGAUUAGCCACUCAUAACCACGUGACUUAACCACGUCAUCAGCAGGUCUGAUCUCAAUACAGAUGCAUAUUUAUUUUUCUGAAGUUGUUACAGACACAAACUUGCCAUUGUAAAUCUUUGUUAACAGACCAGGAAUUUUUGAAUUGUGGUGUUAUUUUCAACAGUAUGGCUUGCUGCUUUUAUUAACAAAUGAACACGAUUAUCAGGACAACUGAGUGAUAAAUAUUUUUAUUUGCUCCAGUGAUCCACGUUGUGUUAAGUGUAUACACACACAAGUACUGUAAUAUCUGGGAAUGAGGUUUAUAAGAUUUGCUGCUGUACUGAUGCUUUAUUAGUCAUGGAUGAAAACACAAGUAAGACCAGACUGGAACAGACUGUGAACAUGCAAAUGACUGCGACUCACUCUGAAUCACUACACAAUGCAUCCUGUAGACUAAAGCCACUAAAAUUUAACAGGGUCGUUCUGUUGGUGCAUUGUUGUUGCCCUGUUGCACCAAUCAGUAGAUGUCAGGAAGCUGCUGGAACUCUAAAAGUGUUUUCACACACUGUCAAAGUGUCCUCGAGCAUGAACCCAGCUGUCACUGCACUCUGACCUCUGAUGUGACUGUCACAUCGUGCUGCUGUUGGGUAAAAACACACCAUUGCAAUUUGGGGCUUUUUCUUACUCAAAGAAGAAAUCUGUAUGACCAAGACUUUAUGACCUCAUCUAUCCUGCCACAAGUGUUUUAUAUUUCCAUUUCACUGUAUAUAUGUGCACAACUAGUAAUGAGAAAAUAAACAUGUUGAAUUCUGUA